Asterias rubens (European starfish) is the source of this 1151-nucleotide messenger RNA. RefSeq names its product trypsin alpha-3-like. Bases 278 to 1090 code for a protein of 270 amino acids. NCBI's taxonomy places the organism in Eukaryota, Metazoa, Echinodermata, Asteroidea, Forcipulatida, Asteriidae. The transcript has 5 exons. Gene Ontology annotation, biological process: proteolysis. Gene Ontology annotation, molecular function: serine-type endopeptidase activity. The record is from RefSeq and is a predicted model, not a curated record.
AAAUGGAAAUAAGUACACCCAAGUUGACGUGUGUUUGCCUUACUGAUAUGAUACUCGGACGCUGUAACGUUUUAUCAUGAUAUAGUUUCAUAAUCGGGCAUAUAUGUAGGUUUUUCACCAAUAGCAUUCAUUUCAGCUGUUCAAAUUACUUUCCCUCCAUAUGCGGUGAUAAGAUUACACGAGGCUAUACAAGUAGAAUUUGUGUUGUUUUCUAAGUCAUCGCUGGACAAUCUACAUGUGGUACAGCCGUUGAGAUUCCUCUCAUCAAACUAGCACCAUGAGAGUCGCAGUGUUUCUUGUCAGCCUCUCCCUGGCUUUAGGGUUUUCAUCAAGCCAUCUUAUCGAUUCCCGGAGUCUGAUCGUCGGGGGAGUGGAGGCCCCGUUGGAAAGUCGCCCGUACCAGGUAUCAAUUCUUGGCAGUAACGAUGGUGAAGAUCAAUUCUGUGGUGGUACCCUUGUUCACCCACAGUGGGUAUUGUCGGCAGCUCACUGUGUUGGUCCAGUUGAUGUGUGGGUAGGUGUUGGCUUCCACGAUCUACGCGACACGGCGGCAGAUGGCGCUACUAUCAUCAAAGGCAAAUGGAUAAAGCAUGACAAAUUUGACCCCGCGACAAUAGACAGCGAUAUCGCACUCAUCAAAUUGGAUAACGCUGUGGUGCUCUCCAACCAGGUGCAGACUAUUCCUAUCGUGAGUGCUAACAGUGAUGUUGCGUCGGGAACCAGUCUGUUGGUCAGCGGCUGGGGAAGAGUUAAAGAUGGUGGCGACUUAUCCAAGGUUCUACGACAAGUUGUUGUAAAGGGCGUAAGCAGAAGUACUUGCAAGAAUAGUUAUGCGACCGAUGGCUUUCCGAUUAAUACUAACAUGUUCUGUGCCAAAGCUCCUGGUAAAGAUAGCUGCACGCAAGAUAGCGGUGGCCCCAUCGUGACUGGUUUUGACGAGAAUAUGCACGUAAAUGGUGUAACAUUAACAGGGAUCGUAAGCUGGGGUAUAGGAUGUGCAGACCCCGCCUACCCAGGCGUCUACACACGUAUAUCACAGUACUGUGAUUGGAUAGAUAACAAGACAUCAGGUGACGUCACUUGCUCCUAAAACAAUUGACCGUUUUUUCUUUUAAUAAGUCGUCCAGGCCCUUUUUGAAGACAACUGCGGC